Anopheles funestus (African malaria mosquito) is the source of this 902-nucleotide messenger RNA. Its product is annotated as enhancer of split M1 protein-like. The record is from RefSeq and is a predicted model, not a curated record. NCBI's taxonomy places the organism in Eukaryota, Metazoa, Arthropoda, Insecta, Diptera, Culicidae. The transcript has 3 exons. Gene Ontology annotation, molecular function: protein binding. Bases 53 to 298 code for a protein of 81 amino acids.
GCUACAAUUUUGCACCAGUGUCCAAUCGAACCAGAGUGAAAACUAUUCAAACAUGGAAAGUAAAUGGUUUUGUUUAACAAUUGCUACACUUUUGUUUUUCCAACUGAGUGCUGGUGAAGACAAUGAAUGUACCGUCGCUUGUCCGCAUAUACUUGAUCCGGUUUGUACAACGGAUGGACGUAAAUUUCAGUAUUUUUCCAACAGAUGUCUGCUAGAGGGACACAACAAGUGUGAACCAAAUAAUAGAUUCCGAGAAGUCGACGAGAGUAACUGUGAUGAUGAUGAUUGGCAAAAAUAAUCGGCUAAUAAUCGGCUACGCAAACCUAUUAUAUAUUUUUGCUACCCUCAAAGUCAAGGAAGUGCUGACUUCUGAUACUAUUCCCUGUCCUACCGUGAAAUGAAAUUCAUACAGAAUAAAAAAAAACUAAUUCCAAUACACUGCCCAGAAUGGCUUUACUUUCAGUUUACUUUUUGCGUCCAGAAACAAAUGACUGCACUCUUGUGUUUUGGUGUUGUUGAAGCAUUUACGGGGUUGCCCAUUCUUUUCCUGCAGAUUAUAGUAUUUCUCGUAUGUUUUAGGGUCAAACCAAGCCUACGCAUAAAUCAACAACUUCAACACCAUCUCGAACCUUUCCGCAACGCUUUAGAUCUGCGAAGGAUAUACAACCGUGAUUGAUGCGCUACUCCUCUCGGUAAUAUCUUCUCAUUAAUCUAGUUUUUUUUUGUUUUUUAUUCGAAUUUAUACCCGUGAAGCAGGGAAUGGAAUACCGAGAAAUAACAGAUUGAGAUAAUUACAGUAAAAGCUUUCAAGAUACCAAACAAGAUACCUGAUAACAAAAACAAAAAAUAAACCAAAAUUAGAAGGCACUCAUAAUCAUAUGUCUAGGUAGUAUCCAGCCCGU